CCAUCAGCUGUGGUACACUCAUACCACAUCCACACAUUAUCAAAUUUAUUUUGUGCGGUAUUGAGAACAUUAAAUGGCAUUUGGCAGGACCGAUGCAUGUGUGUGCUGGAAAAAGCUAUUGAUAUGGCUGUCGUUUGUACCUAUAAUAUAGAAGCUAUUUACAUAAGCCUGGUAGGAAAAUCCUAACUAAAUAUUGAUAUGGUCGAAGUCUCAGUCACAGACAGCCUCGUACACGAGUGUCAAACAAGGGGUGACCUAACCAUGACCUUGGCUCAACCUAAGUCCCACUCAGGACACACCUUACUCCGUUUGGGUUACAACUCUAAAACACUUGAUAAGUAAGGGGCAGAGCAAGAAAAUAAUAAAAAAGAACCCUAGUUUGUAUAAUGGACGUAAGGCCUGUUUGUUUCACAGAAUAGGAGUAAAAAAUUAAAGAAAUGCAGCUACACUCAACCCAAUCUCAGUAACAGGAUGAAAUAACACCAUGAGUAAGUCAAUAUAUGAAUUUGAUAAUUUUAAAUUAAUAUCUAUUUAAAUAAAGAGAAGGGAAAGAAAACCACUGAGUUGGUAACAGUGUGGAGGUGUAAACAAGGCUGACGUGUUGACGGGCGGGACUAAUAAAACCAACACUACGCCUGUAAUUAUAAUUUUAGUUCCAGGAAUCACGUGAAUAUAGUUAUGGAACUUUACUUUUAGUGUAAUAUGAUGGACUCAAGAAGAAUUGUCUUUGUGUUGAUGGUUUUUGGUGUGUGUGUGAUGAGCGAUGGGCAGGACCACCAGGGUAAACCCGCCGUGGAUCAACUGAAAAUUUAUCAACGUUUGUUCCAGCAGAGACGGGCCGAUCAUAAAGAAGCAGUUCAGACGAUACUUAACUUUAGGGAUUAUGUGAAGCAGCAGAAGAUGGUGACCAUUAUUGCUGGAAAAUCAUUUGAGGUACUGGAGCAGAAUCAGGUGAUAUUAAGAGAGGCUGGCUACAUCCCUGGCAUGGACUUCCCCACUGAUGAAGAAGUACGAGAUGCAUUGUCUCAGACACUGGAAAACACUGCUUUCAUGGGCGAGGUUUUGCUGCAUCUACCAGAUAUAACACACGCCCUUCUGCGAGACAACAAACCUUGGCAGCUUCUUUUCACAUGGGGUAUUUUCUUCGCGACACAAUCCAAGUUACUGGAUAAAAACUCGGACAAAUUUAUGUAUUUGGUCUCACAAGAACUGGGGAUAGCAGAAAAAGAUCCCGCUUACACCAACCCGUACUCACGUUCUAGCCAGCAGGGAAAAGGAGGUUCCCCCCCUGGGACUAAUCAAGCCUCCAGCAACAAAGGGAAAAAGGUGAAGAAGUUUAAAAAGGGUCCACAACUUUCCAGACAAUUUGGUGAUUUAUGAUAGUUUGUGUAAGUGUUUAUCUACAACUGAGCUGAAUGUGUUGGUACCCACCUCAGAAUGUAUUGUAAUAUUACUGGUGAAAUUUAUUUAAAUUUUUGAUUAAUGCACUGAUUAAAAUAAAUAGAUUUAUAUUACAGUAUACUGUACAAAGUUAUCAAAUAAAAAGAUUAUAUUUGUAA
This is a messenger RNA of Homarus americanus (American lobster), 1559 nucleotides long. RefSeq names its product coiled-coil domain-containing protein 134-like. Bases 703 to 1380 code for a protein of 225 amino acids. The transcript has 5 exons. The record is from RefSeq and is a predicted model, not a curated record. Lineage: Eukaryota; Metazoa; Arthropoda; Malacostraca; Decapoda; Nephropidae.